AUGUCACCGUCACUACCAUACGCCGCAGAUGCGGAAAGUCCGCUCAAGCCCGCCGAGCUCCAAGUCCUGCGCGCGCAAUACGAGAAAGAAGGUGACUUCGUAGGCGUCCAAACAAAGUUCAACUACGCAUGGGGCCUCAUCAAAUCGGACCAGCGCCCUGAGCAACAAGAAGGCGUGCGCCUCCUCUCCGACAUCUUCCGCCAGUCCCCCGAACGCCGCCGCGAGUGCCUCUACUAUCUCGCGCUGGGGAAUUAUAAACUGGGGAACUACGCCGAGGCGAGGCGGUAUAAUGAGUUGCUGCUGGAACACGAGCCGGCGAAUUUGCAGGCGGAGAGUUUGAAGGGGUUGAUUGAUGAUAAGGUCCAGCGGGAGGGGCUGGUGGGUGUGGCGAUUGUGGGGGGCCUUGCUGUUGCGGCGGGGGUUGUGGGGGGGCUUUUGAUGAGGGGGGCGAGGCAGACGAGGCGGUGA
Molecule: messenger RNA, 468 nt
Organism: Coniosporium apollinis CBS 100218
Lineage: Eukaryota; Fungi; Ascomycota; Dothideomycetes
Product: mitochondria fission 1 protein
Exons: 4
Coding region: 1-468 (155 amino acids)
Biological process (GO): mitochondrial fission; peroxisome fission; autophagy of mitochondrion
Cellular component (GO): mitochondrial outer membrane; peroxisomal membrane
Molecular function (GO): protein binding
Source: RefSeq, a predicted model, not a curated record